AUGGGUCGAAGGGCUGCUGUGGGAGCUCGCCGCUCACAAUCAGAUGCCGUUGUUCAUGUGCACGCAGCUGAUCCAUUUCCAUCGUCUUUAAAGGAUUUCUUCCGUUCUCUAUCCGGCAAGGAGAACGGCCAGGACAAUCGUCCGGCCAAACGCCGAAAGACCGAUGUUGGCGGCCCCGACUCGGUCACCAUCAUCCGGGAGGAGCUGGUGAUAUCCAGAGCAAACCGCCACACCCCUCUGGAUUCGACGUCUUUCCACGCUCCUGGUGUCCAGUCCCACCUCCGAUUUGGCUUGCCCGACUCAGAUGUUGACGCUAAACCUGCCCACUCUUACAUCUUCACUGUCUCGACAAAGUCAUCCAAGGGUGACCGCUUCAGUGUUGCAUUUCCACUCAAGACGAAAGAUGUAUCGGAUCGAUUCGCAUCAAUCAUUGCGGCACGGGAUGUCCUGUGGUCAGAUCCUGGAACUGAGGAUGCUAUCUGGGUGAACGCAGACGCUCGACUUGAGGAGGGCGACGGCACCACGACACUCACAUUUGACUUCCAGAUUAACUGGAACAUCAGCACCACAGUCUACACGACCACAUUUUCGCCAUAUCAACAGAGAUUUAGAAGAGAGAUCUUGGCUGAAGCUUUCCCUGGAUUUUUCGCGGCCCCAAUAAAAGAUCAAGGGAACUCUUGCUCACCUCAGAUGUUCUACGAAUCAGCACACGUCCCCAACGCAGAUGCAACUCCUCCAGAGGACUUUCUGAUCUCAGGGAUGCAAGCAACACUCUACCCUUUCCAACGCCGAGCUGUGCAAUGGAUGCUUCAACGGGAAGGUGUGCAAUGGUGCCGGGAAUCAGACGGAAAUGAUGGCGUCGUCAAGGAGAUAGGCUUCGAACGCUUCGACUCCCCAAGCGCAUUUGUCAAGACGCGGGAUGCUGAUGGGCAGGUCUGUCACAUCAGCAAGCUUCUCGGGAAAGUCACCAAAGACCCAGCGCAUUAUGAGAACUUGGAACAGAAUUUCAGCGGCGGAAUCCUCUCCGAGGAAAUGGGUUUGGGAAAGACUGUUGAGAUCUUGGCUCUGUGUCUUCUUCACCGCCGACCUGCCGGGUCCGCAGAAGCUUUCGAUUAUUAUCUGGGUGAGAAAGUCAAGACGACGCCAGCUACUCUCAUUGUCUGUCCAUCAUCUCUCAAAAAGCAGUGGCUUUCAGAGCUCAACAAACACGCACCUGGUCUGAAUGUCAUGGCGUAUACUGGCUUAAAUCAGCAGGUACGCGAGGAGCAGAGCAGGGAGCGGGCACUCAUUGAAGAGUUGGCCAGCCAGGAUGUGGUCAUAACCACAUACAACGUGUUGACUUCGGAACUCGACUAUGCACUUGGCGAACCAGACAGGUCGAGACGGAAUCCCAGAAAGUACCACCGCCCUAGGUCUCCGCUGACACAGCUGUCUUGGUGGCGUGUAUGUCUCGAUGAGGCUCAGAUGAUCGAGAGCGGUGUCUCAAAGGCAGCCACUCUGGCGCGACUCCUCCCUCGCAUCCACGCUUGGGGUGUCACGGGGACACCCGUAAAAGACAGCGUCGAGGAUCUUCGAGGCUUGCUGCUAUUCCUGCGAUACGAGCCGUUCGCGUCCAAUGUCAAGGCCUGGAACGCAUUGAUCAACACCAACCAAGAUGGCUUCCGACGACUCUUCAAUCAGUUGUCUUUGCGUCAUUCCAAGCGGCUCGUGAGACACGAGAUCGAUAUACCUGCGCAGAAGCGAUACGUCAUCACGAUGCCUUUCACAGCGGUCGAAGAACAGCACUACCAAAGCCUUUUCCGUGAAGUGGUUGAAGCUUGUGGCUUAAACACCAACGGCGACCCUAUUCAUGAGGAUUGGGAUCCAGAGGACCCUGGUGUGCUGGAAGGAAUGAGAACCGCCCUGGAUCGAUUGCGGCAGACAGCACUACACCCCGAGGUUGGCCACCGGAAUCGGAGAGCCUUGGGCCACAGAAAAGGCCCAAUGCGCACUGUUGCGGAAGUGCUUGACGUCAUGAUUGAGCAGAGCGAAGUUGCCAUACGUGUUGACCAGCGUGCCCUACUCUCAGCCAAGCUGACGAGAGGUCAGCUGUUGGAGAACUCGCCCCGGGUGAAGACUGCCCUUGAGAUUUGGAAAGGAGUCUUGGAAACCAUUGACAACAUCGUCAAGGAUUGUAGAGACAAACUUCAUUUUGAGAUCGAAGCCGCAAAAACUUCGGCUGGAGAUGCCACUGCCGAAGACGAUGCCGACGAUGAGGAAAUCAAUACAGGGCGUGUGGGCGAAGCACGAAGACGUUAUCGGUCGGCGCUGGAAAUUCAACACAAAGCCGUCUUCUUCUGCGCCAACGCCCAAUACCAAAUCAAAUCGAACGAAGAGAUGACCGCCCCCGACUCGGACGAGUUCCGUCGGCUUGAGAAGUUGGAAGUUGAGGGCUAUGAGACGGCAAAGAAGAUACGCAGAGAGAUUCUGGAUGAGAGCCGUCGUAAGGCGGAACGAUUAAUGAAGAAGAUCUCCGAUGCAGCAUCCAAGCAGUCCUUCGCUGUAAUACCUGAAUAUAAGAGUGUCGAUAAGCGUGGAAUCGAGAGCCGAGCAGUAGUUGAGGACCUGGAAGAGCUCGCCGCGGCGCUGAACGAGCAAGCCGACCAGCUCGAUGACUGGCGCGAACAUGUCAUUCAGCUUCUCCUAAAGGCUCUUGUUGAUGAGGAUGAUGAGGUCGAGAUCACCGGUGACGAAUAUGAGGACUCGACGAAACUCAUGGAAGAGAUCGUGGUAUACAUCCAGAUCCUAAGGGCGGCGAUUGCUGAUCGCGAGGAAGCCGUGACUGGCGCGCCCAAUGAAUUGGUCAAGCACGAGGCCAGGGUAUCACUCCAGCAAGCUUUCACGGGCGAAGGUCCAUUCCCUGAGAAAGUGAUCGAACUAUUCGCGGUGCGCGACAGGAUCAAGCCACAGCCUCCGAGAGAAGCCAAAGAACUCCACUCCCUGCGAGCCGUCGUGGCAAAGCUACGCACGAUGACCGUCAAGCUCCGGCACGACGCCGCAAACGGGUCCAACCGUGCCAAGCUCGAGCUGGAGAUCGUCUCGGAACAGCUGAAGACCACGCAGAAGCAGCUCUCAGAGCAGCAAAAGGUCACACAGGCAAUGGCCUCUGAGUUGGAUCUCUUCACCUCCACAAUGAACGCACGGGUGGAGUUCUACCGCCAGCUGCAGAAUGUAUCGGACUCGGUUGCUCCAUACGAGGGGCCAACUGGGGACGCCCAGAUGAACCUACUGCUGGGUCAAGAGGAGACUCUCGCGGAGAAGCUGGAGGCUUCGAAUGCGAAGCACAGAUAUCUUCUUCAUCUCAAAGAUAUGGAUGCCAAGGACGGUGACCAGCGGGUUUGUAUCAUCUGCCGAGAAAACUUCACCCUUGGAGUCUUGACUGUUUGUGGCCACCAAUUUUGCAAGGAAUGUAUCACGCUUUGGUUUAAAGCAAACCGCAACUGUCCAGUCUGCAAGAAGCGUCUGAACAAUUCCAGCCUUCACGACAUCACCCUUAAGCCGCAAGAACUCAAGGUCCACUCGGACUCAACCACAACAUCAUCCAAGAAUUCUGCUGAAAAUGCCAGUAAGAAUAGCCCGACUGCAUCCAAGAAGUCGGUCAUCUACAGCGAAUUCAGUGCCGAGAAGCUAGCUGAAAUCAAGAACAUUGAUCUUGAUGGACCAGCAUUCACCACAAAAGUAGAUAACCUCGUGCGUCAUCUGUUGUGGCUGCGCGAGUCCGACCCGGGAGCCAAGUCGAUUAUCUUCUCGCAGUAUUACGACUUUCUCAACGUUCUCAAGCUGGCCUUCCAGCGAUACCGAAUCGGCUUCACCUCGUUCGAUAAAACAAACGGCGCCACUGAUUUCAAGGAGGAUCCUUCGAUCGAGUGCUUCUUGCUGCACGCUCGUGCACAUUCCAGCGGUCUCAACCUCGUCAACGCCAGCCAUGUCUUCCUCUGCGAGCCGCUCAUCAACACCGCACUAGAGCUGCAGGCCAUCGCGCGAGUGCAUCGCAUCGGACAGGACCAGGAAACCACCGUCUGGCUGUACAUCGUCGACGGCACGGUCGAGGAAUCGAUCUAUAACCUGUCUGUCCGGAGGCGCAUGGCCCACAUCGGCGAAAACACGCGGGACCGCGGAAAGGGCAAGUUAACAGAGGCCACGCCCGAGCCGGGCGACGAGGCGAUCGAGGCGGCUAACUCGAUGGAGCUGGAGCACGCGCGGCUGUCGAAGCUGAUGCGCAAGGGCAAGGCGGCCGGUGAGGCGGUUGACAAGGGUGACCUCUGGGAAUGCCUCUUUGGGCAUAUGGCACACGGCGGGCAGGCGGCGAACGGCAGCGGUGUUAAGGAGCCCGGCCCUGCCAUCCGUGGGUUCCUAGCUGCCGAAGCUGCGGAGCAGAGGAGGGGCGAGGCGAGUGAGGGGCCUUUGCGCCUUGUCAAUGGGCUUUGA
Messenger RNA from Diaporthe amygdali, 4467 nucleotides. RefSeq lists its product as uncharacterized. Bases 1 to 4467 code for a protein of 1488 amino acids. The transcript has 3 exons. Gene Ontology annotation, cellular component: nucleus. NCBI's taxonomy places the organism in Eukaryota, Fungi, Ascomycota, Sordariomycetes, Diaporthales, Diaporthaceae. The record is from RefSeq and is a predicted model, not a curated record. Gene Ontology annotation, molecular function: ATP-dependent chromatin remodeler activity; ATP binding; ubiquitin protein ligase activity. Gene Ontology annotation, biological process: protein polyubiquitination; DNA damage response.